Molecule: messenger RNA, 411 nt
Organism: Symbiodinium pilosum
Lineage: Eukaryota; Dinophyceae; Suessiales; Symbiodiniaceae
Source: the annotation of a GenBank genome assembly
GAGCUCGUACAUCUCCUGGCCACCUGGACAGCCCGGCUGGUGGCAUCUCCUGAGGCCUCGGAGCUCGAGGGACCUUCCCUGGCAGCCAAAGGGGAGCCGGUUGAGGGCAUCGAUGCGGUCGCUGGUGCCCUGGAAGCGGUGCAUCGAACAAUCCACAGAUGCCGUACCCUAGGAAUCGUCUCAGCAGAAGAACUCGCCGCGCUUUGUCGGCCUGCUCUGUGCAUCCAAGUGGAGGUAGCCUUCUUGCCGCUGGCAGACUUAGAGGGUGAACUCACUGACACCGGGCUGCUCUCCCUUGUGGACCUCCCGAGCCCUGAUACGGAGACUCUGUGGGAGACACAGGACGCUCAAGCGCUGUGCCGCUCUGCACUUCGUGAGGCAGACGGCGCUCUUGUGCGGCACUCAGAAGAG